AUGUCAAAUUCAGUAUCCAGACCUAGUACCCUUAGAGAUAAGGAGGAUCAUAAAAUUUCUUCUGCUAAGCCAGAAUUGAGCGAUAUCAUCAACCUCCACGACUUUGAACGUGUAGCUAGUCAAACACUGUCAGAAAAAUCGUGGGCCUAUAUUAGCAGCGGAUCUAAUGACAACAUUACACGCGAUGCCAACCUUGCCAUACUUAAAAAGAUAUGGCUCCGUCCAGCCGUUAUGCGUAACGUCCAACACGUCAACACCAAGACAACUCUGUUUGGCUGCCAUUUAGAUCUGCCUAUUUUCAUUGCGCCCACCGGAGCGGUACGCACAGCUGGCCCUGAUGGUGAACUCGCGUUGGCAAGAGCCGCGUCUAGAAGUGGAAUCAUCCAAUGCAUUGCGACUCCUGCAUCGUAUCCACAUCAAGAGAUCCUCAACGCCACCACGGAGCAUGCCUUCUUCCAGGUCUACGUCAACAAGGCCCGCGCGGAAACAGAGCGUGUGCUCCACCUAGGCAUUGCUACGGGCAAAGUCAAGGCUAUAUUCGUCACCGCAGAUUUACCAGUCGUUUCCAAGCGCGAGGCUGAUGAGCGUGUCAAAUCGAGUGCGAAUACAUCAGACGCCAAAGGUGCGGGACUUGCUCGGCAAACAGGCGCUUUCAUCGACCCCUCAUUGAAUUGGGACGAUAUCGGCUGGAUCCGAAGUAUCACGAACCUACCCAUCGUUGUCAAGGGCAUCCAGCGCUGGGAAGAUGCAAAGUUGGCCGUGCAGUAUGGGUGCCAGGGAAUCAUAUUAAGUAACCACGGCGGCCGAGCUGCCGAUAAUGCGCUACCCGCGAUAAUUACCCUACUAGAACUCCAUGUUCAUUGCCCAGAGGUCUUUGGAAAUUUGGAGAUUCUUGUGGAUGGCGGUUUCCGUAGAGGGUCAGACAUUGUCAAGGCUAUUUGUCUGGGCGCCUCUGCGGUUGGACUUGGCAGACCUUUUAUGUAUGCUGUCAAUUAUGGGCAACCAGGCGUAGAGCACGCUGUCAAUAUCUUGCGAGACGAGAUAGAGACCACUAUGCGUCUAUGUGGCAUCAAGGAUCUGAUGCAGGACUCGGAUCCAAGCUGUCUUAACACCGCUGAGGUUGAUCAUCUGGUUUACAAACCAAAUCAUUUGUAUAUAACCAAGCGGCAAUCACAUCUUUGA
Molecule: messenger RNA, 1182 nt
Organism: Fusarium poae
Lineage: Eukaryota; Fungi; Ascomycota; Sordariomycetes; Hypocreales; Nectriaceae
Exons: 3
Coding region: 1-1182 (393 amino acids)
Molecular function (GO): oxidoreductase activity; FMN binding
Source: RefSeq, a predicted model, not a curated record